This is a messenger RNA of Fomitiporia mediterranea MF3/22, 771 nucleotides long. Its product is annotated as enoyl-CoA hydratase. Gene Ontology annotation, molecular function: enoyl-CoA hydratase activity. Bases 1 to 771 code for a protein of 256 amino acids. The record is from RefSeq and is a predicted model, not a curated record. The transcript is spliced from 6 exons. Gene Ontology annotation, biological process: fatty acid beta-oxidation. Lineage: Eukaryota; Fungi; Basidiomycota; Agaricomycetes; Hymenochaetales; Hymenochaetaceae.
AUGUCCCUCGUGCUCUCAUCAACGGUAGAAAACAUCGGUCUGAUCCGUCUCAACAGGCCGUUGUCACUGAAUGCGCUGUCAGGAGAGCUCAUCGAUGAGUUGCUCCUCGCCUUAAAGGCAUUUGAUGACAACGCCGAAGUCGGAGCGAUAGUUUUAACCGGGAAUGAAAGAGUCUUCUGUGCCGGAGCCGAUAUCAAAGAGCUGAAGGAACUGACGUUCGUCAAUGCGUAUAUGACGAGAUUUCUGCAGAAUCUCAACGACGGGGUAUCGGCAGUGCGGAAGCCUGUAAUUGCGGCCGUGAACGGUUACGCUCUUGGCGGAGGAUGCGAAUUAGCAAUGAUGUGUGACAUUAUCUAUGCAGGACAAACAGCGAAGUUCGGUCAGCCCGAGGUUAAGAUCGGACUUAUACCUGGCGCUGGCGGUACUCAGCGGCUAAUGAAGGCUGUAGGCAAGGCGAAGGCAAUGGACAUGAUCUUGACAGGUGAACCGAUCACUGCACAAGAAGCCGAAAAGGCUGGUCUAGUUGCAAGAGUACUUCCAGAGGAAAGAGUCGUUCCAGAGGCCAUUGAAACAGCUAAGCACAUUGCGUCUCUCUCAGCUCCAGUCAUUGCAAUGGCAAAAGAGGCAGUGAAUCAGGCCGAGGAAACGUCCUUGCAUGCUGGUCUCACGUUUGAGCGUCGUUUGUACCACGCUGCCUUUGACCUGAACGAUGCUAAGGAGGGAAUGACUGCUUUCUUGCAGAAGAGAGGAGCACAGUGGGGCAAUACUUGA